Molecule: messenger RNA, 465 nt
Organism: Lycium barbarum (goji berry)
Lineage: Eukaryota; Viridiplantae; Streptophyta; Magnoliopsida; Solanales; Solanaceae
Exons: 1
Coding region: 1-465 (154 amino acids)
Source: RefSeq, a predicted model, not a curated record
AUGAAUUCACUUGAACCUAAAGAGAAAAUUCAGUUGGAUGAGGUUGAAAGUCUUACCCUUCAAUAUGAUAAUCUCAACAUCAGUGAGUUGAUUGAGGUUCAAGAUUCAAUAGAUAAAGGUGAGUUGAUUGAGCUUCAAGAUUCAAUAGAUAAAGGUGAGUUGAUUGAGCUUCAAGAUUCAAAAGAUAAAGGUGAGUUGAAUGAGUUUGAAGAUUCAAAAGAGGAGGAGGAUGGAUUGAAUGAGUUUGAAGAUACAAAAGAGGAGAAGGAUGAUUUGAAUGAGCUUGAAGAUUCAAAAGAGAAGGGUAAUUUGAAACAGAAGGAUAUGACAGGAAAAAAGAAAAGCGGGAGGUGUUGGUUUAAUAGAAACUUACUUUGGUGUUUGAUGGUUUGUUUAUUUGUUGUGUAUCUUAGUAGUUUAUUCAAAAUGGGCAACUUAAAGAAAAAUCAAAUGAAGUUGCCAUAG